CAUAUAUAUAAAUUAUUGAAAUCAUACAUGUUUCUAAAGUAGACAAAGAUAUAUUGAUUUGUUUGGGUUUGAAUCCCAAUGUACAUGUUUGGAAUAUUAUCCAUCUAACGGUAGAAAUUAAAAGUUCCACAUUUGAGUGUAUGUUUCUUGUCCGGAAUUCUUAGAUGAUUGGUCUAGUUAAAGCUAGAAGCCAUCUUUGAAUUGGGCAGACACAUAACCUCCUAGCUAGAGUUCUCUCAAUUUUUCUUUGGAUGGAAAAUUUGUGGGAAAAUUGGAUUUCUUCUUUGGAAAUGGGUGGUGACAAAUCUCCCUCAUUGGAUGAAGACAAGUUUCAACUAAAGAAUAUGCAACAAUCAUGUUUCUCUUUUGAGGGUGAUAAUUCUAUUUCUCAAUCUUCAACCAUACAAUAUAUCAAUAAUAAUAUUUUUGAUAAUGUUUGUGUCAUCCCCACAAUUCAAGAGAACAUUCUCAAGAGUAGCAAUAGUUCCAACUCUCUCAUUUCUCAAGAAUAUAAUUGUCCUACUAAUUCACAACAAAUAGCACCUUCUCAAUACAUUUUGUCAUUUGAAAACUCAAUUAUGAAACCUUCCCCUAAUAGUGCCACAUUUUCUUCUAUUAUGGUCCCAAAAACAACCUUGAACAACAAUAUUGUGAGUGAAUUACCAAAGACAAUUAAGAAAAGAACCAAGAAUCUUAGAAGCUCUUCAGAGAUACAAGAUCACAUUAUGGCUGAGAGAAAAAGGAGACAAGUUCUUAGUGAGAGGUUCAUAGCACUAUCUGCCACUAUACCUGGAUUGAAGAAGCAAGGAGGUGCCAACUAUAAAUUCAUGUUUGAGUGGUUUCUAUGAAGUUUUGCUUGAUACAACUAUAAGGUAAAAAUGAAGUUUAUAAAACUAAUUAAAAUAAGAAAAUUAGAAUAGGUAUCGAAAGAAUUUAGGAAAUUAUAUAAGAAAUAAAUUUCAGUUAUAAACAUUAAAUUUGUGAGAUUAUUAAUUCUAUGAUUUGAAGUUGAAUGUUAUAGCAUUCAAUGCAUCUAGCUAGCUAGUCAUGACUCAAGACAGAGACGUUUAACGAACCGAAAUCAUGUCACUGAAACCUUGAUCAAUGAAUGUGGUGAUAAAAUUUACUAAUUUUAAAUGAAUUUUAUUUUGAACAAGAUAAAAUGUAAUAAUAUAUUAAAAACCGAUAAAGAAAUCUUAAUAUGCGUAAAGAUAAUUAGUAUGCAUAAAGUGAGUUAAAUGUAAAAUUAUUUUUUUAUUUUUUUUACUGCAAAUGUAAAGAGGGGUUUUUUUUUUUUUUGAGAGAAAAUGUAAAGUGGUUUAUAUUUAGAUAAAUUUAUAUGUAAGUGAGUUAAACAAAAAUUUGGGUUAAAUAUCAAUCGUAGAUGUAAAAGUGCUCUAAAUUUUAGAAAAGCUUUAAAAUCAAUUUUGGUUGUGUUUGAAACCACAGCGUCUUGUCACUUGACGCAUUUUUUUAACUUUUGAGUUUCUAUUAA
This is a messenger RNA of Medicago truncatula (barrel medic), 1495 nucleotides long. Its product is annotated as transcription factor bHLH18. The record is from RefSeq and is a predicted model, not a curated record. The coding region runs from base 252 to 848 and encodes 198 amino acids. NCBI's taxonomy places the organism in Eukaryota, Viridiplantae, Streptophyta, Magnoliopsida, Fabales, Fabaceae. Gene Ontology annotation, molecular function: protein dimerization activity. The transcript is spliced from 3 exons.